Messenger RNA from Candidozyma duobushaemuli, 1317 nucleotides. RefSeq lists its product as uncharacterized. The record is from RefSeq and is a predicted model, not a curated record. Bases 1 to 1317 code for a protein of 438 amino acids. Gene Ontology annotation, cellular component: Cul4A-RING E3 ubiquitin ligase complex; nucleotide-excision repair complex. NCBI's taxonomy places the organism in Eukaryota, Fungi, Ascomycota, Pichiomycetes, Serinales, Metschnikowiaceae. The transcript has a single exon. Gene Ontology annotation, molecular function: protein binding. Gene Ontology annotation, biological process: transcription-coupled nucleotide-excision repair; protein polyubiquitination; proteasome-mediated ubiquitin-dependent protein catabolic process.
AUGCAAUCACUACUACUAGAGCGCAAAUGUGGUCGAAUAUCAAAUCAUGAAUUUGUCCAAACUGUCACCGAGUCUCUCUACAGCAGUCUACGACAGGUUGAAGAUGAGGACAAGACAUUCCCUACCAAUUGCCACGGCGGUGCUGCAGUGAACAGUUUGGCCUUAGAGACAAUCGAUCAUCGAUACAUGUUCAGCGGCUGUGCAGAUUCGUCACUCAAGCUUUGGGAUCUCAAACCAGAUGAAGAUGAAGAUCCUGAUGAAUACAAGACAAUUGCACAGAUCCCGAGAAAAUCGGCCCAUCAGUUCGGAGUUUCUGCUGUAAAGUGGUGGCCUUUUGAUACUGGCCUCUUCACCACUGCAUCUUUCGACCACACGGUGAAGAUCUGGGACACCAACAAUCUCGAAGUAGCACAUACCUUCGAUUUGACCAGUCGGGUGUACUCAAUUGCAAUUAGUGCCAGUCAGCAAAAUGAACAUUCAGCUCAGGCUACUAUUGCAGUUGCUAGUGACCAGCCGUUCAUCCGACUACUAGACCUCAGGGCAGGAUCCAGUGCACAUACACUUCCAGGCCAUAAAGGCAAGACAUUGGCUGUAGAUUGGCAUCCCAACAGACCGUAUCUUCUUGCUCUGGGUGGAUACGAUGGCGAGGCUAAAGUAUGGGACAUACGAAGAAGUGACAGUUGUUUGUGUCGUUUGGACCUGACGAAAACUAACGAGAGAGACUUGCAGACUGACUGGCUCAAUCUCAAGUCUGAAGCUGUAAAGGCACAUGCUGGACCUGUCAAUGCCGUGCUUUGGGACGAAAUGGGAACUACAUUGUACACGGCUGGCAACGAUGAUAAGGUGCGUGUUUGGGACAUGAUAGCUACAAGAGCACCUCCACUCAAUAAGUUGGUGAACUACGGGCCGUUGACAAGAAACAAAUACUUGCAGUCUCUACCUUUAAUGUUGAGUCCGCAAAAUGAGACAGAGAUCCAGCACUUGUUAUUUCCAUCAGAUAACGGAGACAUCUUAGUUUUCAGAGCGGCGGAUGGGAAGCUUGUAAGCAGGCUUCAAAGAGGUUCCCAUGCCAAUGCCACGAGAACAGCAUCAAUGGUCUAUGCUGGUCCAUUUUCAGUUAAGUACUUUUGUGGUACCAUGGACGGUGAAAUCAUCGUUUGGGAAGGUGGUAAUCGGGCCGGUCGGACCAUUGAGGACGAUUCCGAGGAUGAGUAUACACAGCUAGAGGCCAAGUUGUUCAAGAACGACAAUCAAAAAGCAGAGAAAGAGAAGCUUUACGACGAUCCGUAUUUCAAGAGGCACGACCAGGACAACUGA